Messenger RNA from Encephalitozoon cuniculi GB-M1, 522 nucleotides. RefSeq lists its product as uncharacterized. The record is from RefSeq and is marked provisional. The transcript has a single exon. Lineage: Eukaryota; Fungi; Microsporidia; Unikaryonidae. Gene Ontology annotation, molecular function: mRNA binding. Bases 1 to 522 code for a protein of 173 amino acids.
AUGGGAGAGAAUCGUUCCAGGAGGACUCUGUACAUAAGAAACUUGAACAGAAGGCUUCCUAUAAGAGAAGUAAAGAGAAGACUUGGGUUGCUGGUCUCGAGAUUCUCCGGGAUAUCAAAGAUAAAGAUGAGCAACCGGCCUGGACUCCUUGGGCAGGCAUUUGUCCAUCUGGACGGGGAAAUAACCAGCGAGAUUCUGGACAACCUAGAGGGGAGAUUUUUCCUUGGAAAUGUGAUCUCAGCAUGUCCUGCACACGAAGAUAUGUGCAUCGGGAGGAGGAGGAGUACUUCCACCAGGACCUUGCUGGUCACGGACAUACCGCCAUCUGUAACAAGAGAGGAGCUCGAGGGUCUUUUCAGGGGAUUUGGAGGCCUAGAAGGCAUAAGAUUCAUCCGGGUGAAGAACCUUGCUUUUGUAGAUUUCCUUUCUUCCCGGGAGGCAUCUGCCGCAUACUCGCACUUUGGAGAUGGGCUUAUAAGGUGCGGUGCUGGAGAAAUGAGGAUAAUGCCUUCUGCACAGUAG